Molecule: messenger RNA, 849 nt
Organism: Fomitopsis serialis
Lineage: Eukaryota; Fungi; Basidiomycota; Agaricomycetes; Polyporales; Fomitopsidaceae
Product: NAD-P-binding protein
Exons: 4
Coding region: 1-849 (282 amino acids)
Source: RefSeq, a predicted model, not a curated record
AUGAAGGUCCUCAUCACCGGUGCCUCAGGCAGAACCUCUGGCUACGUCCUCAAGGCCCUCCUCAGGUCACCCUCCCCACCCGACCUGCGUCUCUUCGUGCGCUCCGAGGCCGCCGUCCAGAAGCUCACCUCCCAGCACCCGCGCCUCUCCCCAGCGGACUUCGCGCUCGGCGACUUCCUCGAGGCGGGCACGCUCCCGCCCGCGCUCGACGGCAUCGACGUCGUGUUCCACAACGCGCCCGUGUUUCACCCGAACGAGGGAGCGAUGGGCAUCGCGCUGAUCGACGCGGCGAAAGCGGCGGGCGUGAAGCACUUCGUGUACUGCAGCGUGCUCUUCCCGAUCUUGACGAAGAUGCAGCACCAUAAGGUGAAGAGGGAUAUCGAGGAAUACCUGAUCGAGUCGGGCCUGAACUACACCAUCUUGGAGCCCAGUUCCUUCAUGCAGAACAUUGACCUGCAAGCCACGCUGAGGUCGUCCACUAUCACCGCCGGCUACUCCCAGACGACCCUCCAAGGUUUCCUCGACCUCGGUGACCUUGCGGACAUUGCGGCGAAGGUUAUCCUCGAUCCCGCACCGCACAACCGCGCGAGGUACGAGCUGGUGGGCGAGAACUGCAGCAUGGAGGACAUCGCGCGUAAGCUGUCCGCGCACCUGGGCAAGGAGAUCGCCGUCCAGAAAGCAACGGAACAUCCCAAAUUACCAAGCGGGUACAUGGUGGAGACGAUGGACAGGAUGCUGUUCUACUAUGACAGACGUGGUAUCCCGGGGAACAAUAAUGUGACGCGAUGGCUGCUGGGUCGGGAGCCGACAACUUGGAAAGCGCUGAUCCAGCGUGAAGCGAAGGCUUAG